UUGUUAUGCAUUUCGGUAAUUUUUAUCGAUCAAUGUGUGUGGUCUCGUGGUCGUUCGUGGUCGGUGAUUCCGGUUAACUACUGGAACUAACGAGCUUUCGAGAUUGAAUUGCAAAGCAGCCAGGGCACAAUCGGACAAGAGGUCACCGGCGAGCAGUCAGUCUUAUCAGUUCUCGCGCAUAUUCAGUGACUUAUUAUUAUUCAGUACAAGCCCGCCCAUUGACCAACUAUGAAGUACGUAAUUGUGUACCUGCUGGUGGCAUUGGCAGCGACAGUAGAACUGACAUUCGCCCAACAUUCGCAGCAGUUUCAAUCCUUUCGCAGAACCCGGAAACCAUCAACGUCUUCCCGGUGUGGAAUUCGACGGGUCCGCAGUCGAGGCCUGAUUGUCGCAGGUUCGGCAUCCAUUCCCGGUGAGUGGCCGUGGCAUGCCGCAGUUUAUCACGUCAACCAGACGAACCGCUCGCGGGAAUACAAAUGCGGUGGAACGCUGAUCAGUGCCGGUUAUCUGCUGACGACGGCUUCCUGUGCAUCCUACGGUCGUGGUGGUAAACCGGAAGGCACCAUCGUCGUAGAACUGGGACAGUACAAUCUGGUGGAAUCUUCCAUCCGGAAAGUGGAUGCCAUCGUAAGGAAUGUGUCGAUCCAUGAACAGUAUGUUCACGGUGAGUCCAUGUACGAUCUGGCCAUGAUGCAGUUGAAGAAUACGGUUCCACUCACGGACUACAUUCAACCGGUUUGUCUGCCGACUGCAGCCGAGAAAAUAGAACAAUACGAUGGUAAGAAUGGAACCAUCGUUGGUUGGGGAUUCGAGAAAGCUGGAAAACUAUCGGACAAGCUGCAGAGUGCUCAGGUUCCCGUCAUUCCCUAUUUGCAGUGUCUCAAAAGUGACCGGGAUUUUUUCGCACAAAAUCUGUACUCCGGAAUGUUCUGCGCCGGAUUGCUAAACGGAACGGCGCCCUGUUUCGGUGACGCCGGCGGAGGUAUGUUCUUCCGUGAUGAAGGUCAAGUUUGGACCCUACGUGGAAUCGUGGCCUUCACCGGUCGAGUCUACACGGAAACCGGCGGAUGCAAUACUCAGCAGUACUUCGGACUGGUAAACGUUGUUCACUUUCUAACCUGGAUCGAGGAGACGAUGGCCCGCUGGAAUGCUUCCAUCAUGCCGUCAGUUUUUGAAAUCAGGCAACCUCAUCAUCAGCAACAGCAGCGUUGGUAGCGUCGGAAAACGAGAAAAUCCGGGCGCUCCAAAAUUGAUGCGAAAUCCGGUGUCAGUGUGUGCGUGUGUGAGUGAAUGUCUUCGUGACCGUCUGCUUCCAAUUCGCUCCGUCUGGGCCACGAGGCUCACUUCGCUGAUCUCGCAUAACUAAUAACAAACAAUAUUUUGAUUAUGUCCAUUUUGAGAGGAAAAAUGCAAGAUUUAAAGCAAAUUAUCGUUAUUUAUCCGCUUUAGCGUUCUUUUUCGUUCGGUUUCUUCACGCUUCCUCGCGGUCCGGCUGGCUGCCAACAGCCGGAAUCCGCAACGAGUAUUUACUUUGUAGAUUCAUUUGUUUUGGUUCAGUAGCGUAGUUUGGGCAGUUUGAACUGAACUAGAGGCGGAGCGCACAACUCGACCAUUCGAGACAUGCUCAAACAUUCAGUGCUCUCUCUCUCACACUUUGUACUCCAGCGAUGUUAGGUAGACUUUCAUGCGCUAUGUUAACCACCACUCAAAAUUUUUCGAAAUUUGACUACAUUGUUACAUUCAGUCUCAAACAUAUUGAUUCCUAAAUAUGCACUAUCACCUUAAAAACUAUCCAGAGAAAGAGAUGUUAUAAGUUCUGAUAGUUGAAGCAAACAAAUUUAUUCAUUUCUGUAGAAGUACGUGGGUCAAAAUGAAGACAACAAAAUAUGUAUGAUGAAACAUGGUUUUAUCAAUUGCUGAAUAGGAAAUGACAGUUCAACUCAACGCUGCCAACCAUACCGAUUUUUGUACUCGAUACAGUAAAACAGAUACCUUAUGAUCAAAAAAGAACCGGAAUUUUAUUAAAACACGUGAUUAAUCCA
This is a messenger RNA of Malaya genurostris, 2042 nucleotides long. RefSeq names its product venom protease-like. The record is from RefSeq and is a predicted model, not a curated record. NCBI's taxonomy places the organism in Eukaryota, Metazoa, Arthropoda, Insecta, Diptera, Culicidae. The transcript has 2 exons. Gene Ontology annotation, molecular function: serine-type endopeptidase activity. Bases 229 to 1215 code for a protein of 328 amino acids. Gene Ontology annotation, biological process: proteolysis.